AUGGUGGCCCUGCUCGCCGUCCACCACCUCGGCUUCUCCGAUGCCACCAUCUGCCAUCUCUGUUCUACUUCCGAACUGCCGGAAGGCGAUCGCAACGAUCUCAAACAUCGUGGGGCCGCGGUGCCAUCGCCCCACCCCGACUGCGGAAACCCCGGCAAGGAUGUGCCGACCUGUGAGGAGGCGGGCAAGCCGGGCAAAUGCAUGGCCAUGAUAGUCAAUGAAAACGGCCAGACGAUGCUGAUGAGGCUGUGCCCCGGCGGUGGCAAGUUUAAGGCGGUCCACGAGGCUAAAAAAGGAGCGGAGCUGUGGGCUGCGGUAUGCGACACGGAUCUGUGCAACAACUGGGAUGCGGCCGGGAUCAAGGCGAAGGCGUCCACCUCGUCCAUCUCGUACCUCAUCGCCAUCACCAUCGUCGUCGCCAAGUUCAUCGCCAUGCAC
Messenger RNA from Mesorhabditis spiculigera, 438 nucleotides. The record is from the annotation of a GenBank genome assembly. Lineage: Eukaryota; Metazoa; Nematoda; Chromadorea; Rhabditida; Rhabditidae.